CUUUCCAAAUAACUGGUUUCUUGUUCUUGAACACUGUACCACUGCCCCCUCUCGCCCUCUCUCUCUCUCUCUCUCUCUUCGCUUCCUCUACGAUAUCAUUCUAGGUCCUCUCUCUCGUUCUACCUUUUUUUUUUUUCCUUUGAUUAUUGACUUUUCAAUUUGCCGUGAGGGAUAAUGGGUAGUUGUUUAAGUAAGAAAAGCACGUCUUCUUCUUCUCCUGGUCCAAUUUUAAAGCAACAAGAACAGAUUGCAUCCAAUGCCCAAUUGGAGAAAAAGAAGGCUGAAGAAGAAAUUGUGAAGAAAGAGGUUUUUUUCAUGAAACACCGGAAGAGCCACGAAGUCGAAAGGCGGUCUGAAGAGGAGAAGAAUGAAGAACGAAAGGACACAGAUGUGGUCGAACUGGGGAAAAAUUCUAGCCCGAUUAAUGAAAUAAAUAAUGAUUUAGCAAAUGGGAAAGGUGUUACAAUGGCAACUCCAGUGAGGACAUCAAGUUGUACUAAAGAAGAGGUGGAUGCUAUUUUGAUACAAUGUGGAAGGCUUAGCCGGAGUUCAUCAACCGGAAAAGUUGGGCUUUCAGGUUCCGGUGUGUCGUCAGAAAAUGCUGGUAAUCUUCAAAGGGGAAGAAAGUACUCUUGUUCAAAAAGGAGUUUUGAUUUUGAUAACGAAAAUGGUAGCGGGGGCCAAAAUGCUGAUGGAGACAAUGAUGGUGUGAUGAGGGGGAAAGAGCACCGCCACAGACAAAGCCAACGCCAGUCCAGAACUGGUGGCUCCGCCUCUCAGGGGCGGAGGAGGACCCCGAGUCGAGAAAGAGACCAGGCGGCGCAGCAGCGCUCCGGCAGCAAAGAAAGAGGAAGCAGUGGGGGUGGAAGGAGGGUAAGCAGAUCUCCUGGUAGAAGAUCUGAAUCUCCAAUUACUACCUCAGCUGGUGCUGAUUCUUCGGCUACAAAUUCUAAUAAUGGCAGUUGUAGGCCGGGAAAGAUGGUCUCCGUGCCUGCCACUGUGUCGUCUUUGGCAAUGGAUAAGAGUAAUAAUGCUGCUCCUGGCGGUGGCGGAGGUGGCUCGGAGCCUAAUUCGACCGCGGCUAUUAAAAAGAUCCAAGAAAAGAGAACUGCUGUUGGGGAUUCGGCUGUGGGUUCGAGGAGUGCUGCUUCGCCUCGUAAUCGGUCCCCUGCACGGGGUAAUGUCAAGGGAUCGAAUGAUAAUUCCAGUCAAAACCAGCCCGUGUCCCUUAGCCGAAGCAAUUCAAGAAAGGCAGAGCAAUCUCCUUACAGAAGAAACCCCCUUAGUGAGAUUGAUACCAACAUUGUAAUGGAACAGACGCCUUUGCCUGCAGGAGUUAAAUCUGUGGACAACAUUCUGUCACAGGUUCAUACAGAGAAAGCAAAUGCAGAAAAUACAAGAGCUGAGCACAAACUUAGCAGCAAGAAAAUAUAUCACAAUUUAGUGAAUUGCAAAGCCAAGGAGCAGUCUCAGUUGAUUGUAGAAGAGAGUAAGUCACAAGGAGUUGCAGGCAAUUUUGCACUAAAUAAGGCAACUUCGGGGCCUGAAAACCUUAAACCUCAGACAAUAACGAGAAGCAGAUCCUUUAGACUAUCCCAAGACCUAGACAACAAGCCUGAAACUCCGCUAGAUCCUACUCCAUCCUACACUUCACUAUUGCUUGAAGAUAUCCAAAGCUUCCACCAGAAGAACGCCCCGACCUCUGCCUUUACUCUCCCACCUAGUGUUACUAAAGCCUGCUCUAUUCUUGAAGCAGUAGCAGACCUCAACUCGAGUACUGGUUCCAACUUGUUUGGUAUUUCCUCAGAGGAGAAAAUGCGAAACCCUACUGCUGAGCAAUUCGUUCGGAGUGAUGAGAAGACAAGAUCAGAGACCAAGAGGGAACCCAUCAUGGAAUCUGAGGUGGUUGCUAAUGAUGAUUUGAUACAGCCAAGCUUUCACAAAUAUGUAACUGUAAGGAGGGGUAUGGUUCCAAGGGAUGAAGACUUGGAAGAGCAAGAAUCAUCAGGCAGCAACAGCUUUGUGGGCAGUCAGGAACACUGGCUCUCUUCUUCGUGGGAGCCUAAUUCGGUUGAUUCAACUGAUCGUUCGACCUCUUUAAUGCCACGUAGCAGGCAGAGUAAUCAAAGUCCACUGUAUAAUCAGAGGCACGCCGUAUCUAAGUUAGGUCACUAACAUAUUGGAAUCAGAGUUGGAUCAAGAGACAUUCACAGGACACCUACGUAGUCGUAGAUAUUUGCUACUCUACUCAUUCGUAGGAUGUUUCUUUCACCAGUUCUAUUCUUGUUAACUGGGAAGUUUAAUGGUACAUUUUGAACAUUGUUUGAUGGAGAAACAAUCACUACCCAUCUUUGCUGCAGUUCAAUACUUCACAGAAAUGUUGGUUAA
Molecule: messenger RNA, 2388 nt
Organism: Olea europaea var. sylvestris
Lineage: Eukaryota; Viridiplantae; Streptophyta; Magnoliopsida; Lamiales; Oleaceae
Exons: 2
Coding region: 175-2175 (666 amino acids)
Source: RefSeq, a predicted model, not a curated record